This is a messenger RNA of Thecamonas trahens ATCC 50062, 1429 nucleotides long. RefSeq names its product AP-3 complex subunit mu-1. The coding region runs from base 391 to 1299 and encodes 302 amino acids. The transcript is spliced from 2 exons. Gene Ontology annotation, biological process: endocytosis; intracellular protein transport. NCBI's taxonomy places the organism in Eukaryota, Apusomonadida, Apusomonadidae. Gene Ontology annotation, cellular component: cytoplasmic vesicle; clathrin adaptor complex. The record is from RefSeq and is a predicted model, not a curated record.
CCCCACACACACACGCAUACACAACCUCCCCCUUAUUACACCAUACACCAUGCUAGAGUCACUUUUCUUCCUCAACUCUGUCGGAGACAUCAUCAUUGAGAAGCACUACCAGGGCACCAUCCCGCGGACGGUGUGCGAGACGUUCUGGGAAGAGGUGAAUGCUGCCGACUCGCCUGCCGACGUGCUGCCCAUUCUGGCCACCUCCUCCUUCUACCUUGUCCACGUCCAGCGCGAGGACAUGUUCUUCCUGGCCGUUAUCAAGGACGAGACGCCGCCGCUGCUGGUCAUCGAGUUCCUGCAUCGGGUGUGUGACAGGACCAACGCGCUUCCCGCGCCAACGCGAGAACCGCCAAGCAGCAUUUUGUCGUCGUCUACCAGCUCCUCGACGAGAUGAUGGACUCGGGUGUCCCGCUUACCACAGAGCCCAAUGUACUCAAGGAGCUCAUCCGCCCGCCCACCGCCAUGGCCCGGGUCAUGAAGAGCAUGACCGGCGCCUCGGGCGUUGCCACCGUCCUCCCGGACGGCACCCUCACCAACGUGCCGUGGCGCAAGGCCGGCGUCAAGUACUCCAACAACGAGAUGUUCUUUGACAUUGUCGAGGAGAUCGAUGCUAUCAUCGAGGCUAACGGCAUCCCGGCCACCUUUGAAAUUUCCGGCCGCAUCAUGGCAAACUCGAAGCUCUCGGGCAUGCCCGACCUUAACCUUGUCUUCGCCAAUCCCCGCAUCCUCGACGAUGUUGCCUUCCACCCCUGCGUCCGCUACGCCACCUUUGAGUCGGACCGCAUCAUCUCCUUCAUUCCGCCCGACGGCGAGUUUGAGCUCAUGACCUACCGCGUCCACCACCAGUCGCAGCUCCCGCUCUACUGCAAACCGCAGAUCACCUUCUCCGAGGGCUACGCCAACGUCAACAUCAUGGUAGGCUCCAAGCCGCUCUCCGAGGACGUCCGCGUCGCAGACGUCUCGGUCACCAUCCCCUUCCCCAAGAUCAUCUCCUCCGCCGACCUCUCUGCAAACCACGGCAAGGUCGUCUACGACGAGAUCUCCAAGACCGCAACCUGGACCGUCGGCAAGAUCCCGCAGUCCAAGACACCCACGCUCACCGGCUCGCUCGUCCUUCCGGUCAGCGACUCGGUCACCAUCCCCGAGUCCAACCCGAACGUCUCGCUCAGCUUUGUCCUCCCCUCGUACGCCAUCUCCAACCUCAAGGUCGCCACCCUCACCGUCCGCAACGAGGACUACACCCCGUUCAAGGGCGUUCGCUCCGUCACCCGCGCCGGCUCCUUCGAGAUCCGUUGCUAAGCUCUCCCCCCUCUCCCUCCUACACACGCACCCUUUGCAAACUCUAUGUCCCUAUCCUCAGCCAAACUCUUCGUCCACCAGCGGCAGUCCGUUCACCUCAACCGCGCCCAGCUCUUCCGGUUCUGCCCCG